Molecule: messenger RNA, 1375 nt
Organism: Nanorana parkeri
Lineage: Eukaryota; Metazoa; Chordata; Amphibia; Anura; Dicroglossidae
Gene: ARL3
Product: ADP ribosylation factor like GTPase 3
Exons: 6
Coding region: 84-632 (182 amino acids)
Biological process (GO): cilium assembly
Cellular component (GO): cytoplasm; microtubule cytoskeleton
Molecular function (GO): GTPase activity; GTP binding
Source: RefSeq, a predicted model, not a curated record
CAGGGCGGUACGGCUGUCUACGUCAUGCGUUAGCGGCUUGGGUGACGUAGUUGCCCCUGGUAACCUGGAGAGUCGCGGAGAGGAUGGGUCUGCUGUCUAUCUUGCGUAAAUUGAAAAGUGCUCCAGACCAGGAGGUACGGAUUCUGCUCCUGGGUCUCGAUAAUGCAGGAAAGACGACGUUACUAAAGCAGUUGGCGUCGGAGGAUAUAAGUCACAUCACUCCAACACAGGGAUUUAAUAUUAAAAGUGUACAAUCUCAGGGGUUUAAACUCAAUGUAUGGGACAUUGGCGGACAAAGGAAAAUCAGGCCGUACUGGAGGAAUUAUUUUGAGAAUACAGACGUUCUUAUUUAUGUAAUUGACAGCGCAGACCGAAAACGUUUUGAAGAAACUGGCCAGGAACUGGCUGAACUCUUAGAUGAGGAGAAGCUUAGUGGUGUCCCUGUGCUGAUCUUUGCUAACAAACAGGAUUUACUGACAGCUGCACCUGCCUCAGAAAUUGCUGAGGGUCUAAACCUGCACACAAUCCGGGACAGAGUCUGGCAGAUUCAGUCGUGUUCAGCACUCACAGGAGAAGGAGUACAAGACGGCAUGAACUGGGUCUGCAAAAAUGUCAAUGCAAAGAAGAAAUAACGAACUGAGAAGAGCCAUGGCAACACACAAGACUGCUUUACCGCCGACAUUUUCACGUGCAGAGCACUCUGAGGUCACAGCAAACGCCUCCCUUUCUAUCGGACACAACACAAACGCUCUCUGUUGGCCUACAGUAGCUCAUCUGAAACAAAGCAUGUCUAAACUGUUUUUUAGCCUACUCACCAUGUAUUUACUAUUCAACAAAGUAGUGUUGUAUAUUAGACUCCUGUGUAACCGAAGAUCUACUGUAGGUACAGAAAAGGUUACUUGUUGAAUGCCUUUUGUAUAUUUCUUGGCAUCCGUGAGUUAUGUAGGAAUACUGUUCAAUAGAAGCUGCUCUGUAUUAAUGCCCAGGUGACCUCUAUUCACUGUACAAGCACCGCAGGUGUGGAAGGACUGGAGGGAAAUGGCAUUGCCGGCUAUGUGUGUGUAAAUCUACCGCAGAUUCUAUAGAAAUAAUAUUUAUAAGGGACCAACACAUUUCAGCUACCCUCUCUGACCGAAGGUUUAAUGUUCACAGGGGUGUCCAUUUACACUAAAUCGUCUUCUAUAAAGGCCCAGUAGCAACUGGAUGCCAACAGUCAUUUUUUUCUAGUACUGCUAUGAGAUUAAGGGAACCAAUUGGCUGCUGCGAAUAACAGCAUUCAUUUGUCCAGUCUUCGUAAACUAUGUUUUUCCUGUAGGCUUAUCUUGCAGCGCUUGGGGGCCAUUUAUAAAGCUGGUACAUUCUGAGCUGUGCAAAA